CCACAACCUGCCCACAACAACAACGUUGAAUGCGAGACCCUCUUGAUAUACAUACCUACGAUUGGGUGUACUUGUCAAAGUUUCUUUGUUGUUUUUAUGCUCAAAGCAAGAGUAGCUGAUAAUUAUCCCAUAGAAACUGGCGGAACCAUUUUCUAAUUUAUUAUGACUCUCCUGGCUGUCCGAUCUGUAGGCGCCACGCUGCUGUGACCUGAAAACGUCAGCAACUCCAAGAUAUGGAUGUACACAGGGUGUUUCAAGAUUUUAAUCCAUGUAAGUUCACCGUCCACUGCUGCCUGCUGACGUUCACGGCGCUGCUCGCCCUGCGGCUCGAUGGCCAACUCUCGUGGAACUACUGGGCCGUCUUCAGCCCAAUCUGGCUGUGGAACGCGCUGGUCGUACUGGGUGCCGCCGUCGGCAUCGGCGUCUGGCUGCGCUACCCGCACUUCAGGAUGGAGGGCGACGCGUACGUCCACUUCAAGGCGAUGCUGAUCAGCCUAGCAGUGCACCUGGUGCUGCUGAUGUUCGAGCUGCUCGUCUGCGACCGGCUGCAGUCGGGCCGGCACAUGUGGAUACUCGUCUUUGUGCCGCUUAUCUUCAUAUCCAUCCUGAGCAUCGUCGUCUGCGUGUGGGCGGUAAAACACGACCGCUCCUGUGAGCUAGAGCUGGUGUGCGCCGUCAACAUCCUGCAGUUCAUCUUCUUGGCGCUGCGGCUGGACGGCUUCGUGCUCUGGUCGUGGGAGGUGGUGUUCGUGCCUCUCUGGAUCGUGCUCUGUCUCUCGGUGGUCGGACUGUUGUACGCCAUUAUAUUCGCCGGCAUCCUGCUGCGGACGCCGAACGCCAGCCCGGAGCAGCGCCGUACCUCGGCGCAUACGGCCCUGGGCUACAGCUUCCUCAUACUGCCCAUACUGGGCUUCCUGGUGCUGCUGGCCAACAAGCUGGACGAUCUCAGCACACUCAGCUACUUCGCCACCGUGUCGCCGCUGUUCGUCACCUUCCUCACCCUGAUGCUGAUGUCCUUCAGCUCCAAACCCAACAACCAUUGGUGGUUCGGCAUGCGCUGCGACUUCUGCACAUUCCUGCUGGACACGUGUCCCUGUCUGCGGGAGUACUGCAACAUAUCGUACCACGCGCCGGAGCGGAGGACUUCCUCCCCUCCGCAACAGCCGGCGCCGCCUCCCGCCACGGCAGCGGCAGCAGCGGCGAAGAAGAAGGAGAAACCCCUGGCGCCUGUGAUGGUGAUCGAUAUGCCUGACUGAGACGGGUGGGUGACAGUGGGAGUGAACGAUUGGACCCUCGUGAACUGGAAGAUCUACGUUUUCAACUGUGGGAGGAGAGGACUAAGGGAUGCUGAUGGACUCAAUAUGCUGAGUUUGUGAGGGAGGGGAACAGCGGGCAUUGAAAGACUGUGAGAGUCCGGUGGCAUGUGACAGCCAGGCGACAUUAUGUGAGAGCCCGGUGGCACUAUGUGAGAGCUAUCUAUAGUGGGCCAUGGGCAGAGGUAGUUGAGCUCCGUUGAGCACCAUUAUACCGUUGUAUCAUGGAUUUGUAGGCACCUGUGUGCACUGUGUAUGUAUGUCUGUCGAUCCUGGAACCCAUGUGUUUGCGUACGUCGCCCCUGUGUAACUGGCGUUGCGCUGGCAUGUAACGUAUGCCUCUCAGUGAGAGUGUGUGACAAGUACCUGUGUUUGUUGGCAUUGUAUGGUGCGUUAUGCGUCUGGUAGCCUGUUGGUAGUCUGGCAAUGUCGACCCGCGUAUUGUUCGUCGCACUGUGGCCGUUUGUAUCGCUCAGUUAUUGGUGCUAUUUUGUGACCUCAUUGUUUGUAGCGUUAGUGAGCAGCCAGGUGUGCAGAAGUGCGCGGAACACUGGCUGUUGUGAGCUGAGACGUUAUGAUUCGUGUGUACGCUUUGUCAGCCUGGAUGUUAUGCCCCGGAGACCGCUAUGGGGCGGAUAAAUCGGUGUGCAGGUUUGCCUACCGUGACAUUAUUUUUGAUAGACAACCGCUUUUGUCGUUUGCUGUGAGUAGUGAGAGCGAAAUAUCAGGUAUGUGUUCUUUACCCACCAAUUAUUACUUGUCUAUACCAUUUUCUCUCGCGCUAUCGAGUGAAGCUCAAGCGAACUGAGCUGCUGGUGCCGCCAUCUGUCAGGCGGACCUCGAACUGAUACCUCAGACACCGCAUACAGGGCGGCAGGCUGCUCUUUCAGUCCGUACAGGAUGCACCGAAACACUUCUGUUGCCAUACUGCGAGCAGCGGCGCUCGACGCCAGAUUUGACCAAUACAGCUGGUUAUGAGUGUCUCGUA
Messenger RNA from Amphibalanus amphitrite, 2301 nucleotides. Its product is annotated as transmembrane protein 185B-like. Lineage: Eukaryota; Metazoa; Arthropoda; Thecostraca; Balanomorpha; Balanidae. The coding region runs from base 234 to 1256 and encodes 340 amino acids. The transcript has 7 exons. The record is from RefSeq and is a predicted model, not a curated record.